AUGGGGCUGGGGCGGCUGCCGCCCGGGCUGGUGCUGGCGCUGGUGCUGGCUGUGGGGGCCCAGCCCCAGGAGCAGCUCCCCAGGGAGUCCCACAACCUCAACUGGAACAAGUUCUCAGGGUUCUGGUACAUUCUCGCCAUCGCCACCGACGCCAGGGGGUUCCUGCCGGGCAGAGACACGCAGAAGCUGGGGGCGGCCGUGGUGCGGGUGCACAGACUGGGCCAGCUGCGGGUGGUCCUCGCCUUCCCCCGGUCUCAGGGGUGCCAGUCACGCGCGGUCGUCCUGAGGAAGGACGGGAAGAAGGCGGUAUUCCGGAACCCCUGUGCGUGUGAGGCCGGGGAGGAAGGCGGGGGGGGGGUGAAGGGCGUGGAGGGCUUCCGCGUGCUGACCACCGACUACAGCUACGGCGUCGUCGACCUGCGCCUGGGCCGGGCGGGCCGGCGCUCCCAGGCCCUGCUGCUCUUCAGCAGACGGAACGAGACCACCUUCCCGAGCAUGAGGAGGUUCGUGGACAUCUGUGAGACCCGGGCGCUCACAGCGGGCGCGACAGUGCUCCCCAAAGACGCGCGGCCGCCGCCCCCCUCCGCGCCCGUGACGCCGACGCCCUCUCAGGAAGCCACUCGCUUCGUCACCAACCCGGCGAGCACGUGUUCCGUGCCGGGCGCCGCGCUAGCUCCCGGGGGCGAGCCGUGA
Myotis daubentonii (Daubenton's bat) is the source of this 693-nucleotide messenger RNA. RefSeq names its product lipocalin 10 (gene LCN10). NCBI's taxonomy places the organism in Eukaryota, Metazoa, Chordata, Mammalia, Chiroptera, Vespertilionidae. Gene Ontology annotation, molecular function: small molecule binding. The record is from RefSeq and is a predicted model, not a curated record.